AUGUCAUUAAUUUCCUGGAAUUCUUGGAAUGAAAGUAACGUCGAUCGCGUCAUUGACCAAUUUGAUCCGGUGAGUUUUUUUGAAAUUCCAUCAACUUGGUUUGAUGGUAAAGGCAUUAUUCGAUAUUCUAACCCGAAAGCAGUAAAAUUAACCAGCGGUAAUUGGGAUUAUUAUACACCAUUCAAAGGUUGGAUAUGUUAUGGUUUAAAUGCAGAAAAAUUUGGUUCAAUUGGUUCUACACGGAUAACCUCUGAUGACUCUUCAGAUGAAUGGAUUGUUGGGUUUUAUGGAUUUAGACGUGAUACACUACAAUCCUUACGAUUCAUAGCUCAAGGGAGCUUAAAAAUUGGUUGUGACGCUGACAAUAAGCAGUUCGCAAUUUCCAAAGACGUCGGACCUAAUGCAACAUUCUUUAAUAAAAGCACAUGUGGAAAAGGUAUAUGUUUAACAUCAAAUCUUGAAUAUAUGACGGACUGUAAGCUGAUUGAACCAAUAAAAUAUAAUAAACAUUACUUUAUACAAGUGGCUUUACAGUGUCAAAUUCAUUCCUUGAAGAUUCGAAUACCAGAGUGUUCAAAAUAUCGUUAUUAUAUUAUUAAUGAUCCAGCGUACGUUCGCCCAUACGGAAUUCUUGUUAAAUUUCUGACGAAAACCGAUCCAAUAAAUAUACUCGAACAUCAUAAUUUCAAUUUAGAUGAUGAAAAGCAUAACAACAAAAACAUGUCUGACGAAAAUAAAUCGUACAUUGAAGAUCUAUCAAAUGAAUUAUGGCUUCAAAUAUUCGAUUACUUCGAUUCAAUAAAUCUUUUUCUCACAUUUUAUGACUUAAAUAAACGCAUUAAUCGAUUACUUGUAUCCGAAAAAUUCACGUCACUUUCACUUUCGAACUCGAUCAGUCAUUCGAAUUUUAUUCACAAAUUUUUUCAGGUAUAUUUAACAUUUUCGAGUUUGUUUAAUAUUUGUUUUCCAUUUUCAGUAAGGAACGAAACAAAAAUCAACUUCAACAGAACUUUCUGUUUUCAUAUUCAGUUAAAAAGGAAUGUUUUUUCUUAAAUCAAAUAUUUUAUUCAUUCGAGAUUUAGCUGUUUUUUAUUUCUAAACGAAACGGAUGCUAAUUCUUUUUUUUUUAAGGAUCAUCCAUUGGAACGAUUCAAACAAGUUCAACAUCUCAGAUUGACAUACACAUUUUUGGACACAAAUGAAUGUAAUAUUGUUAAUCAUCUCUCAUCAUUCUCGGUUCUUAAUUCGCUCAUUAUUAAUCUUGAUACUGGUAGUGCAGAAUUUAAACUAAAAGAAAGGCUCAUACACAUUGUUUUCUCUCAGCACCAUCCUUUGCUUCAACGAUUAUAUAUAAAUGGAUAUCAUAUGAAGGCAGAAAUCAUGGACAACACGUUUACGUUUUAUUUUCCAUCUCUUCUCUAUGUUCGAGUAGACAACCUUGAUCAUUACUUGACUGUUCAACUCUUGAAUCGAUGUCAUCAACUUCGUUCAUUUUCAGCUGAAAUUUACCAUGGUGGAAUUUUUUCCCAUUCAACAUCUCAAUCACUCACGAAUUCUUCAGACAUGACUCAAGACGAACUCAAUAGAGAAAUUGACGUCAUGGAGAAUUCGAAUAUUGAGCUCGUUCCAAUCAGUACCACUCUCAUAGCUAUGACUACGUUGAAUUUAAAAUGGUCUUCUUAUGUUGAUUAUAAUUGGUGGGAAAAUUUUCUUAAACAUUUAUUGCCAUGUUGCCCUAAUCUAUGCAGACUUUUUCUCUAUACUGUGUGUAUAGAAGAGAGAAAUUUGCUUGAUGCAAAUUGGUGGACAAAUAUACUUUUCUCCAACAAGAAAUUGCAAUGUAUUUCUCUUAUUUUACAUUGGGCGACACGCAACUAUAAAUCAGAUUAUGAUAAACGAAUGGUUCAAAAGUUCCAAUCAUCAACUUAUUUUAAUCAACUCAAAGCCAAUGUUAUGUGCACUUUCGGUAGUGAUUUUCCUUGGUUUCUGUAUGAUGUUUCUAUCAAGAAUUAAGAAUGUUUCUUAUAUUCCAAACUUAUUUUUCAUAUAAUUCUUGAAAUGUUUUCAAAUUAAAACAUUAAUCACUUUUUCAUUAGAACUGAUCUGCAAUUAAUUUAGCGUUUUUGUUGAAAGUAUAAAUGCCGUCCAAUAGGCAUAUCAAUAAAACCCAAACACAUUUGCUAGAAAAGAUCACUCAAUUUAUCAAUAUUAUUGUGUAUUGACUGUUGAAUUAGAUUGUUAUUGAUAUUUUUCUAAUGUGAAGAUCAACGCAAUUUAGGUACAGUUUUAUAAAGAGAUUGAUCGAUGCACUCAUCGAACGUCGAUGAACAUUUGAUUAAAGAACAAUUUGAAGUUUUUAAAUAGAAAACAGGCAGUUAGUACAAACUCUUACUAUCAUUUUACUUUAACCUGCAGAAAUCUGUUUUCAUAAACGUUUGAUUGCUUUUUUUUAUGAUCUUUACUACUAUGAAAGGGGCUUUGGACACGGCAUGUAUUCUAAAAGGAUUUAUGAGACUAAUAAAACGUUUUGUAGAGCUUAUCAGUCUACACAUUGUCAAUAACAUUUUUUGAUAAACUUAAAUCAGAUACUUCAUUUUCGUUGCCAAAAAAAAACAGAUGCAAUUUCUAUUGAGAUUGUUUCUCAUUUGUAUAAUAUCCAUUGUAGAGGAUGGAAUGUGAGUUAAUUUCAGUUUCAUAUUAAGUACUUUUAAAUUCAAAUAAUGAUUUUCGGAAAAAAUAAAGGAAGCUAUUGAUUGAAUUUCAAUCAAUAUAAGGAAGAUGCUCGAUUUAGAAAGAUUUAUAUUUAGUUAAUACGAAAAUUGUUCUAAAUGAUCACAUGAUACAACAACAAGCGAGAUUGAAUGAUUAAAAUUUGGGAUGAGGGUGUGGAUUUGGAUUGUGGACGAGGGCAAAAAGAACAUCAAGCCAUACUAACCUACACUCUGAAAGUUUUUGAAAUCAUAAAAUAUAUGAUCAAUAACAUCACGAAAUAUCAACGCAUGUAUUGCAUAUGCAUAACGCGAAUAAGUCUUAAAUAAAACAAGAUUUUUUUUUUUUGUUGACGCGAUUUUUAUUAUAUAUCCUCGUUGUAUUGUUUGUUAUUCUUAUUAGUUAAUAAAACACCAGUGGAAAGAAAAUGAAAUUCUAAAGAUAUUUUAUUAGGAUUAAAAUCUCCACUCCAUAUUAUUGAAACAUUUCUAUUCUAUUUACGUACAUUGGAUAUUUUAAAUUUCAAAAGAAAACAGAUAAUUACUUGUUGUUCAUAAAGUUAUUUAAUCUCUUUUAUACGUUCAAUUGCAAUCAUAGUUUGUAAACAUUGAAUAGUAUGAGUCCAAGGGCAAAAAUGUAAAUGUGUAUUACAUAUUAAAAAAACUUCAUUUGGUUCUCCUCGUCGCUUCAAUCCUCAAAUCUAAACAAUUUAUUCUUAGAUAAUAUUCAAUAUUGGAAUCUGUAUUCUAUGAUAAAUACAAAGCCUUUUUCUCGAUGACAUCCUACGAAAAUCAAUGUUAGUUUUGAAUUUCGUAGUUUACUGUAACACGAAAUUAGUGGUAAAAACACCUAAGAUGAUUUUUGCCAACAGCUAGUUUGUCGACUGCAUAUCUCAGUAAUAAAUUGAAAAUUUUAAUGCAAACUACCGGAGAUUCAAGCGAUUUCCAAAUGUUAAAAUAUUUGUUUAUCGAUAGGAAUGAUUUGAUCGGAACGAGUAUAUAGACUCUGAUAAUUCGUAGAAGUUUUUCACAAAAUGCAAUUAUCAAGUCAUAAUCUUUUUGAAGAUUAUCUACAAUGAAAUUUGAGAUUGCUUAUCGUUUUGCCACAGUUAAUGAAUGUAUAAACACCUAGUUGAUAUAAGAAUUCUUUUCCUAGUCGAAAAUCCUUUAAUGAAAUCUCGUAAAAUUCCUGAGAAUUCAUUACCGAGUGAUUUUUUAAGUGACUGGUGAGUGUCUCACUUACGACAGCCUCUUACAAUAACUACCAGCUCCUUACAAUGUAAUUAUUAUGAAUAAUUAUUUGCUUGAUUGAUUUGAGAUGGAAAAUCAUUAUUUUGGAAAAACUCUACUUAUCAUUUUUUUAAAAGCAUGUCUCUUAUCCGUUCAUUGAGUUUCAUCUGAGCGAAUAAAUUGGGUCGAUCGAAUGUUAACUCACGUCCAAAUAAUGAGUCAUUGACGAGAAGGAUCAAUAUAUUUCUGUGCUCCUUGAUAAUCUAUCGGAGAGUCACUGUCGGAAACCCGAGGAGAUUUUUGUCAGUUUACCGUGCUUCCUAACAUUCGAGGACUACCUAGAGAUUACUUAGGGCAUACCAAAACUAAUGGUGAAGAAUUCCUUAUAAAAAAAAAAAACUUUAAGAAAUAUCUUUCUAUAUAAUCUGACAGAGACAAGAAUGCUCGAUUUUUAAAUGCAAUCUGAUCGUACUUCAAUUAAUAUCAUAAUAAUAAAAUUUCAAUAGAAUCAGUAGGUACAGAGCAUAAUUCGAGAUGGUUAUGCUAUGUUUUUUAAAUAACUUUUGAUAGAAGAAACAUGAUCAAAAGCUUCGGUUUUCAUGUUUUGAAAGAGGAAAUGAAGAUAUAUCUAGUCGUAUAUUACGGAUUUGUUGCCAUGGCUUUUUUAAGGUUUUCAAUCGACCUCUUUAGAAACAAACCUGCUCGGUAUGGUAUUUGCAGUAGAUUAUUCAAUUGCAAGGU
Rotaria sp. Silwood1 is the source of this 4679-nucleotide messenger RNA. The record is from the annotation of a GenBank genome assembly. NCBI's taxonomy places the organism in Eukaryota, Metazoa, Rotifera, Eurotatoria, Philodinida, Philodinidae.